This is a messenger RNA of Arachis duranensis, 2095 nucleotides long. RefSeq lists its product as uncharacterized. Gene Ontology annotation, cellular component: membrane. The transcript is spliced from 13 exons. NCBI's taxonomy places the organism in Eukaryota, Viridiplantae, Streptophyta, Magnoliopsida, Fabales, Fabaceae. The record is from RefSeq and is a predicted model, not a curated record. The coding region runs from base 517 to 1752 and encodes 411 amino acids.
AGGGUGGGAAAAAAGAAGGAGCAAAAAGCUAAAAAAGCAAAGAAAGAAGAAAAAACCACUAAAAAGCAACAACUACCUCUCUCUUUGUGUCCAAGUCUCCAAUAAGCUAAGUAGUGUAACUCAUCAUCAUCAUAAUAAAUAAUAAUCAUUUUAAGAACCCAACCGCCAAAAGCACAGACAAGUUACAAACACAAAAACAUAAUAAUAAUAAUCUCUGUGUUUUUUUUUGUUUUGACAUAUCUCUAUCUCUAUCUCUCUUUGAUCUAAAAGAGAGAGAUUGAUAGAGAAGGGAAGGUUUGUUCUCCAUGAAGAUUGUUCAUGUUAUUGCAUUGGUGUCUUGAUCAUCAUCAUCUAUCUACUCCAACUUCAUCUCUUCUCUUCUUCAUUCCUUUAAGUUGGUGUUCUUAGCUCUUACAUAUAAGGACAUAGAAGAAGAUCAUAGUGAGGUGGAGAACAAUAAGUUUCUUCUUCUUUCGUGUGUGUGCGCGCGUGCGUGCAUGUUGUGUUGAAGAAGAGAUGGAGCUCGGGGAAGGAAACAAUAGUAGUAGUGGUGGUACUAACCAUAGUUGUGGAGAAUCAUCAUCAAAGGAAUUGUAUUCUUCAUCAUGGUGGAGUCAAUUCAGAAAUGUAUCAAAUCCAUGGAUGGCAAGAUAUGUGUAUGGCUUCAUUUUUCUUGUUGCCAACUUGUUAGCUUGGGCUGCACGUGAUGAACUCACUAGUCUUAAGGCUUUAACACAAAUGAAGGGGCUAAGAGGAUGCAAGGUUGGGAAAGAUUGUUUGGGUGCAGAUGGUGUUUUGCGUGUGAGCUUUGGCUGCUUUCUAUUUUUCAUGAUAAUGUAUUGGUCAACUGCUGGCACUUCAAAAUUGAAGGAAGGAAGAGAUAGAUGGCACUCUGGAUGGUGGUUACUUAAGAUUGUUCUCUGGCUUGCCAUCACCAUCUUCCCAUUUUAUCUCCCCUCUGAAUUUAUUGAAGUUUAUGGGCAGGUUGCACAUUUUGGGGCCGGGGUUUUCCUCCUAAUUCAACUGAUAAGCAUAAUCAGCUUCAUUAGAUGGUUGAAUGAUUACUUCAUCACAGAAAAAUAUGCGGAGAGAUGCCAAAUUCAAGUGAUGUUAUUUGCAACAAGUGCAUAUUUAAUAUGCUUGGUAGGGGUGAUAUUAAUGUAUAUUUGGUAUGCACCACAACCAUCUUGCCUCCUUAAUCUUUUCUUCAUUACUUGGACCUUGGUACUUCUCCAAGUUAUGACAAGUGUAUCACUCCACCCAAAAGUGAAUGGUGGUAUUCUUAGUCCAGGGUUGAUGGGGCUCUAUGUUGUGUUCCUUUGCUGGAGUGCAGUCAGAAGCGAACCAGUCGGAAACAGCUGCGUCGCGAAAGCGGGCUAUGCAUACGAAACAGACUGGCAAAGCAUCAUUAGCUUUGUUGUUGCAAUACUAGCCAUUGUUAUUGCAACAUUUUCAACAGGCAUAGAUUCCAAGUGCUUUCAGUUUAGGAAGGAAGAUGCACCUGCAGAAGAAGAAGAUGAUGUUCCAUAUGGUUAUGGCUUCUUCCAUUUUGUUUUUGCCACAGGAGCAAUGUACUUUGCAAUGUUACUCAUUGGUUGGAAUAGUCAUCAUUCUAUGAAAAAAUGGACAAUUGAUGUGGGAUGGACAAGCGCCUAUGUCAGAAUAGUAAAUGAAUGGUUGGCAGUCUGUGUUUACUUGUGGAUGCUAUUGGCUCCAAUCAUAAGAAAAAGCAGACAAAGUGAGUCAACAUGAAAGCAUCUCUUUUAUUAUAUGGAUUCUUAGAUUUGAUAUUGUGAGGACCAAGAUCUUCAAAUUGGCCCAUGCAUAUAUACAAAUAUGUAGUAGACUCCUGAAGCUGCAGAUUUCUCUCCUCAAGUCUCACAUAGGAAACAAAAACAAACAACAAUUGCAACUGUUACACCCUGGAAAAUUACCAGUUAUGGCACACACAGAUACAUAUAUAGAUUAUUUUGUUCACUCCAUUCAGUGGAUGGAACAAAGAAAUGCACCACAUUUUUUACCUCUUCUCAUCAUGUAUUAUAUAACUCAGGGAGCAUACCCUAAAAUCAUUAGUAUAUUCUCUUCAAAAAUUUCA